UUUAAUCUAGCAAGUAGUUUUGUUUUUAUAAAAAAAAUAGUUAAUUAUAUUUUAAUAUUUAUGGAAGACAUAAAUGAAAGUGAUUGUUGUGGUAAUGGUUGUGCCAAUUGUGUGUUAAAUAUUAAACCAGCCAAAUCUCUAAAGGCCGAUAAAAGUGGCAAACAAAAUAUACUUAACAAUUACACACACUUCAGGCUAAUAAAUAAAACUUUGCACCAGCCUCAAGUAAACAAUGUUUGGGAGCUGCACUUUAAAUCUAAAUAUUUUGAAAAUAAUAAGGAAUAUAUAUUGGACAUGAAUGCUGGCUAUCAUUUAAUGAUGCGUAAACCUUUAACGAUUAUGAAAAACGCGAAAGGGGGAAAUAGCGGAAAUGAAAUGACAAUUGAACGGAAAUUUCUACUACGUCCUUAUUCACCAUAUUGGUGGGAUUGUUUGGAAAUGGAAUUUAAAAUAUUAGUUAAUUUAAAAUCACAAGGACCCAUGUCGAAAUAUAUAGAAAAAUUAGAAAUUAAUGAUGAAGUGGAAUUUAAAGGACCCAUAGGCAGUUUUGAACAUGCAAUAGAUGUCAAAGGUGAAAAGUGUUUGCUAAUCAUCAGCCAAGGCGUGGCAAUAGCACCGGUUAUAGCCAUCAUAGAGGAAAUAUUAAAUAAUGAGGAAGAUUUGUGUAGAAUUACACAUAUAGCCUGUUUUCAAGACUUAAAACAUGUCUAUUUUAGAGAUAAAUUAUAUGAUUUCAAUAAAUAUUGGAAUUAUCAGGUGCAAAUUUAUUUGUCUCGGGAAUUGUGUGAUAAUACUGAAUGUUUAAUUAACCAACAAUGCCUAGAAAUUUGUGAAAAUUUUAAAAGUAAACUUAAAUAUAAAGAAGACAUUAAACCCAUAAGUUUUAAAGAAAAUUACUUGGAGCUAUUAUUAGCAAAGUUGCAAUAUAGAAAAGAAAACGUUCAUGUAAUCCUAGCUGGCAAUGGAAAAUUUCAAAAUUAUUUUAAAGAAUUAUUGUUGCAAACAAAUUACGGUGUGGCGGAAAGUAAUAUUUACUUGUUGUAAUAAAAAGCGAUUUUACAAAAGACUUUAAAACUUAAUAAUAGUAUAAACAUUAUUUAAAUCGUUCGUUAUGUAGUA
Messenger RNA from Lucilia cuprina (Australian sheep blowfly), 1119 nucleotides. RefSeq names its product NADH-cytochrome b5 reductase-like. The transcript has a single exon. The annotation marks the transcript as partial. Lineage: Eukaryota; Metazoa; Arthropoda; Insecta; Diptera; Calliphoridae. Gene Ontology annotation, molecular function: oxidoreductase activity. The record is from RefSeq and is a predicted model, not a curated record.